GAAAAGGGAAAAUUCUCGAAGUUAUAGGAGGGUAUAACCUAAUUUUUAAAAGAGUGUAGGCACAAAUCCGUAGUACGAAGAACACUUUUCCGUUACCUGCCUGAGUGGUGGGUGGGGCGUUGAGUUUUUUGUUUGUUUAAUUUGUCAAGUUCCUAUAAAUGAGGAUGUGAUAUGAACUCGUUUCAGUCACUCGAGGAAAGUUAAGCCACAUCGUUUCAAGUUUUAGAGCGUUCUUAAAAACCAUUGCCUCACGACUGAAGUUACCGGAAUCGGCAUAAAUCAGCAAAAAGACUUACAACAAAAUGACUUCCACGGAGAUUCCAAUAUCUGCAGAAGAAGAGCAGCACCUCGGCAUGGUCAAUGUGAGGAUGGGGUCACAACUAGCGAUGUACCCACCUUCACAGGGCCACUCGGUACAGCCUGGAUACCUGCCACAGCAGAAUGAUGUACCAUCUGGAGCCCCGCCCGCUUACUUACAACCAACCAAUCACAUCCAAGCUCAGCCACAACCACAAACUACAGUGGUUCGUACUGCUCCUCGAUCCACGAAUGCAUUUUCGGGAGCGCCCAGACAGCAAGUCCCCGACUAUUCCCUCAUGGCUUGGAUGGUCACUUUAUGCUGUUGUCUACCCUUUGGUCUAGUGGCUGUCGUCAUGGCAUCAAGGGCCAAGGACAAACAAAUGGCUGGCGAUGACGAUGGCGCUCGUUCCACCUCACAGCAUGCGUUGGGCUGGGCAAUAGCUGGAAUAGUGUGCGGUAUCGUCUUAUCCACAUUGUUGGGCAUAUAUUAUGCUUUAGUUCUAGGGGCAUAACAAUAAUGUAUCAUUGAAGCUGUGAGAAAGAUGAACUGUUGAUGGUUUGGACCGGCGAUUCGAACCAUGGACCUACAUGUCGGACAAUAAUGGUGUUAAAUGCAUAGACUUUCUACGGACAUGUUUAUCUUCUCGCGAUAGAACGCGGUCAUAUUAACCAGGCAUGUAGCUAUAUAUACGGGAGCACGGGGGCGCGUGCCCAUCCCGUCGAUUUUAAAAUGGCGAAAAACGAAAAAUAACUAGAGAGAGAGAGAAAUGGAGAGAGGAAAUAAGACAUGAUAAGGAGAUGAGAGGAGCCAAUUCCACACACAAUUGUCUUAUCUGAGCUACCGUGCUACGCCUUUGUUCAUAAUUUCAAAAGAAUCGGUCAGGAGUAUUUUCAAUUCUAUUUUUUUUUGUCUAUCAGUACUUUCAUCAAGAUAUCAUAGCUAAGUCGACUUGAAUCAGAUAAUUUUCCUGUGACACGAUGUGUAAUGUUUGGUU
Molecule: messenger RNA, 1295 nt
Organism: Strongylocentrotus purpuratus (purple sea urchin)
Lineage: Eukaryota; Metazoa; Echinodermata; Echinoidea; Camarodonta; Strongylocentrotidae
Product: proline rich transmembrane protein 1B
Exons: 4
Coding region: 303-812 (169 amino acids)
Cellular component (GO): membrane
Source: RefSeq, a predicted model, not a curated record